This is a messenger RNA of Sceloporus undulatus (fence lizard), 2451 nucleotides long. RefSeq names its product X-prolyl aminopeptidase 3 (gene XPNPEP3). Gene Ontology annotation, molecular function: manganese ion binding; metalloaminopeptidase activity. The record is from RefSeq and is a predicted model, not a curated record. The transcript is spliced from 10 exons. Bases 87 to 1547 code for a protein of 486 amino acids. NCBI's taxonomy places the organism in Eukaryota, Metazoa, Chordata, Lepidosauria, Squamata, Phrynosomatidae. Gene Ontology annotation, cellular component: mitochondrion.
ACUCAGUGACGUCAUCAGGGGCCGACCGAGUGCGGAGGAGGCCCCUGAAAGCGUGGGAGCGGUUGGUGGAGGGUGGUUCGGGGAGAAUGGUGUGGCUCCCAGUCCAGAGGCUCCUCCAGCCUCCUGCUGCCGCUGCUGCCAGGGGCAUGUGCUGCUUCUCAGGAUGCACGUUCUGUUACUUUCGGAAUUUGUCCAUCCAGCCUGUUCAACAAAGGAAGAUCCCAAACCGGUACCUAGGCCAACCUAGCCCUUUUACACACCCACACCUUCUCAAAGCAGGAGAAGUAACACCAGGAUUGUCACAAGUGGAAUAUGCUCUCCGCAGACACAAACUCAUGGCUCAGAUAAAUAAAGAGGUGCAAGGAAUGGACCAUACAGUGAUUCUGCUAUCAAAUCCCACCUACUACAUGAGCAAUGAUAUUCCAUACACAUUCCAUCAAGACACUAACUUCUUGUAUCUCUGUGGGUUCCAGGAACCUGACAGCAUCUUAGUGCUGCAAAGUGUGCCUGGAAAACCCUUGCCAUCCCAUAAAGCUCUGCUCUUUGUCCCCCGACGGGAUCCAAGUAGAGAGCUGUGGGAUGGGCCACGGUCUGGUACAGAUGGAGCAAUGGCUCUUACAGGUGUGGAUGAAGCAUAUGCCAUUGAAGAAUUUAGACACUUGGUGGCUAAAUUGAAAGAUGAAUCUUGUAUGGUUUGGUAUGAUUUUGCCAAACCGGUGCAUCCACAGCUCCAUUCUGAUUACCUACUCCACUUAGCUGAAGUCAAAGCUAGAAGCAAGAACCGAAUACGAUCCAUUCGGCACUUAGUACAGAAUUUACGCCUAGUUAAGUCUGCUGCAGAGAUUGAGAGGAUGAAAAUUGCAGGUGAAGUGACAUCCCAGGCAUUCAUAGAGACAAUGUUUGCAAGCAAAGCUCCAGUGGAUGAAGCAUUUCUGUAUGCUAAGUUUGAAUUUGAGUGUCGUGCUCGUGGUGCUGACAUUUUGGCUUACCCCCCUGUGGUUGCAGGUGGCAACAGAUCCAACACCUUGCAUUAUGUGAAAAACAACCAACGCAUCAAGGAUGGAGAAAUGGUUUUACUGGAUGGGGGAUGUGAGUUCUCCUGUUAUGUAAGUGAUAUCACCCGCACCUGGCCCAUCAAUGGCAGGUUUACCAGUCCCCAAGCAGAGCUGUACCAGGCUGUAUUGGAAGUACAGAAGUCUUGCCUGAGGCUAUGCUCUCCAGGUGUGAGUCUAGAGAACAUCUACAGUCUCAUGCUAACUCUCAUUGGACAAAAGUUGAAAGAUCUCGGGAUCCUGCAGAAAAGCACCAGUGAGAACCAUCUCUUCAAGGCUGUUCGGAAAUACUGCCCCCAUCAUGUAGGACAUUAUCUGGGAAUGGAUGUUCACGAUACACCUGAUGUAUCCAGAUCAAUUCCUCUCCAGCCAGGCAUGGUGAUCACCAUUGAGCCAGCUCUUUUCUGUCUUAUGACAAGGAGAGAUUUACUGCUGCUACUACUUCUUUACCCUCAUGGAAGUGCAAAACAUAGAACAAAGAAGUUACUGUUCUAGUUUGAUGUCUGCAGCAGCACUGCACUGCUGCAAUAAUAAGUAAGCAGUGGCAGAUCUCUUCUUGCCCACAGCAUGGACCCAGGAGAAGGCUUGAAGAAAUGUGACUGUCUACCAAAGCAGUUGUCCAUCACUUCCUGAGACAGAAGCAGCCAUUGUAGCUCGUGAAAAGCAAGGCAAAUAUAUGAACUGGGACUAAGCACUGAAAAUCUCUACCUGCUGUAUGAUGUCUACAUUUGUCCCUUUGUUUUUUAAGCACAUUGUGCUUCUGUUUCAGUGAAUGUGAUGAAUAAUUGCUCUCCUUUCUUGACUUAAUUUUAAUACAUGAAAAUAAUCAUGUUCUCUCUGAGUUACCAUUACUCUUACUAGAGAGCCUCAAAAUAUAGCAGGUUCCUGCCGAGACACACACAGCUGUUGAUGUGCAGUCUACUUCCCCUUUUGAUUUAAGUAAUGCAAUACAGCAGGAUGUUGGGUUUUUUAUUGUAUCAGUGCGGGAAAGAGUGGGACGUAUCUGCUUUUCAUGAGCUCCUAGAGUUUCUCCUCUAGUGUAGGCCCAAAUAACAUCCCUUUUUGAUUUUCAUACAUUUCCUUCAGAAUUGAAGGUUAGUGUUUUUCUUAGUUAAAAUCAGAGAUGAUUUUUUAGAUCUGGAAGUGCUUCUAGAUGGAGAGUUCCUAGGCUUAUCAAACACCUUUGUACUUAUUCUCUUCCUCAUCAAAUAUCAGAAAAGAAACAGUGGGAAAGCAUGAUAAAGUUAAUGCACCCUCUGUAAAAUUCCAUGAACAAAGCAGGAUAGUUGCACUGUAAAAACUUUAUCUAGAAAUAUUUUUUUCUAAACAGUGUUGUGACAUGCUGCAUUUGCACUGCAUAAUUUGCAAACCAAGAGCUUUAGUUUUUGAUCACCAGCUU